This is a messenger RNA of Lolium perenne, 1563 nucleotides long. RefSeq lists its product as uncharacterized. Gene Ontology annotation, molecular function: DNA-3-methyladenine glycosylase activity. Gene Ontology annotation, biological process: base-excision repair. NCBI's taxonomy places the organism in Eukaryota, Viridiplantae, Streptophyta, Magnoliopsida, Poales, Poaceae. The record is from RefSeq and is a predicted model, not a curated record.
CGCAUAACUGUAGACUGCUUCUACUGGAGGAGUCAUAGCAAGAGUAGACCACUCUGAAUGAUGAUAGCUUCUCGUUGCAAACCGCAGUCCAGCUAAUUUCUGACGACUUGUUAUGUGAAACUAAACUCCGAUUCUGAUGAGGACAUACACAGAAUCGUUACUGAAUAGAAGAAGCUCUUGCUGGCUGCCGAAAGAGGACAUACACAGAAUCACAUCCCAGCGGCUACGGUACGAGUCGUCGGAGCCAAGCCAACCUCCGUUCGUGCCGAGGCUGUUGCACCCGCACCGACGGCGACGUCCAGCCCGGAACAGCCUCUCCAACAACAACACGAACUGCGUGAUCGCAGAAAUAACGUAAUGACGCAUCUGCCCUCGCUAAAAUGCUCAGGCGUUGUAGCUCACCACAGGGCUCGAACGAUUGUCACCUCAGAUGCCGGGCGUCACCUCUUCGUCGCCGGCGAGCGGCUUGCUGGAGCUCCCUCGCAUCCGCACGACUCUCCCCGCCGCCUGCUCGAAAGUAGGAAGACCCAAGGCGCAGGGCCAUACGAAGGCGAAGGCAGGCGAGUGUGAUGAAUCUGCAUCGUCAGCAAGGGGUAUGAGCCCGCCGCCACAAGUCGACCCGGAGGCAGGGAAGAGGAGGUGCUCCUGGAUCACUGCCAACUCUGAAUCCCUCUACGUUGCAUUCCACGAUGAAGAAUGGGGAGUUCCUGUUCACGACGAUCGUAAGCUGUUUGAGCUGCUUACGUUGUCACAAGCCUUAGCUGAGCUCACGUGGCCAGUUAUUUUGAGCAAGAGGGAGGAGUUCAGGGCGAUGGUUGAUGGUUUCUACGAUGCAUCCUUGGGUGAGUUCACGGACAAGAAGAAGAUGAACCAGUUGCCAAAGUCAAAUGGAACAAGGCUGUUGUCAGAGCAAAAGAUGCGAGCUGUUAUCACAAACGCCAAGCAAAUUCGAAAGGUAGUUCAUGAGUUUGGAUCGUUCAGCAACUACUGCUGGAGCUUCGUGAACCACAGGCCCGUCACAAACGGCUUCCGCUACGCCCGCCAAGUACCCAGCAAGACGCCCAAAUCUGAAGCCAUGAGCAAGGACAUGAUGCGGCGAGGGUUCCGGUGCGUCGGCCCCACGACGAUCUACUCCUUCAUGCAGGCCGCCGGAAUCGUGAACGACCAUCUGCCGUGCUGCUUCAGAUUCGAUCAGGUUUGCAGACAGGCCAAGGUUGAUGAGAAGGACCUGAGAGCAGAGAGAAGAUCGAGCUCAUCCUCUUCAGAGGAUUCAGAGAUCAGGGGGUGUAAUUAAUCUCUGAACUUGCACUGAAUUGUGUCACGUGAUUACUUAUCUUGCAGGUGUGAUCAUGUUGUAAUUGUGUCGUUUGUUUCAUGGCAUUUGGACAGUGCACUUUGUGGUGUGUUAGCCCGUUAGUAGUAUCCAUUUGUAUAGAUUGUUGAUUUUGCAUGGUCAGGUGUGGUUUACUUCCCCAUUGCAUGUAACAUGAUUGUAUUGUGCGGUGUAAUGUUUCAUUGGUUUCGAUGUAUACAGGCUACAGUGAGUGGUGUGGUGUGGUUUUA